Molecule: messenger RNA, 1902 nt
Organism: Micropterus salmoides (largemouth bass)
Lineage: Eukaryota; Metazoa; Chordata; Actinopteri; Centrarchiformes; Centrarchidae
Product: B-cell receptor CD22-like
Exons: 6
Coding region: 106-858 (250 amino acids)
Source: RefSeq, a predicted model, not a curated record
UCGAUUUACCUCCUUGUCCAAAACUUUAUUCACACUUCGUUAAGUGCGUGGCUUCAGUUUGUUCAUUUCACGUCGUUGCCGGUCCGGUCUGAAAGAUCGAAUCAAAUGCCCAUAUCGCAAAUCCAUCUCAAAGUGUUUUGCGUUGAUGUGGAGAAGAUGAUCCCGAUGCUGGUGUUUCUGAUUUUGAAGCCAGGGCUGAGUGCCAGAGUUUACCCUGACAGUGUGAGAGCAGGAGACACUGUGACUCUUGAAUGUAGAAAAUCCUGCCAACUUCCCAGCGUGGUUUGGUUCAAAGAUGGACGUCUAGUAGCCCAAACACAUUUCCAGGCUCAGGCAAAGCAUUCUGGGAAUUACUUAUGUGCUGUCGAAGGACAUGAGUCAGUGCUGUCGGACCCUGUUGCUCUAGAUGUUCAGUAUCCCCCGUUGAAUGUGUCUGUUGAGGUGAGCCGUCCUGGCAGCCUGACAGUGGACAGCAGUGUGAAUCUGACCUGCAGCAGUGCUGCUAACCCUGCAGCAGACAACUACACCUGGUACAGGGGCACUGUUUCCAGCUCCAGCUCCAGCUCCAUGUUCCAGGUGGGCUCAGGACAGGUGCUGUCUCUCCCGUCUGUGGCAUCCAACGCUGGACUGUACCUCUGCCAGGCCAGGAACCGACUGGGGGAAAGUAACUCAACUGAGGUGCUGGUGACAGUUGACAAAACAGACAUAAACCGUUUGAUCCUCCUUGUUGGUGUUGGAGUCAAAGUCGUUAUUGUGCUGUUGCUUACACUGGUUAUUGUCUGGGCUUGGAGACAGAGACGUAAGUCUGCUGUGGGAAAACAGGAGAACGACCGUGAUUAUGAAAACGUCACUGCCUAAAUGGGUAAAAAAAAAAGGCAGAAGGAAAAGUCUAUUCAAAUAGAGACAAGAGUGAUGACAUUUCAUCACACUGGAGACAUGACUGAGCACAAGAAUCCCUGUGAUUUGUCAACUGAGCUCAACAACAACAACAAAAAAAACUAUUUGUAGCAACAGCUCUCAUUCAUUCCUGACUCCCAUAUGUAUAAAAGCUCAGUCCUCUUGAGUCUCUGUAACACUGAUGACAGGUUAUGAACUGUAACAUAUUCAAGAAGACAUCACUGAUGUUUAUUUCAUCAAUGAAAUACCCACAACCUUACAAAUUGUACUAAGUUCUCCUGUUUUAUUGAAAAUAUAGACUUUCUUGUCAUGAUUGCAGUAUUAUUAGUCAUUAUUAGUAUUAUUAGUAAUUCUGCUGAGUGAAUAUGCUUUAUGUAUGUAUUCAUUAUGACAGUGGAGGGGGACCAUUCACUUUUCAUUCUUGUUUUAUCCUAUUGUUAUAUUUAUGCCCAUUUUGAACAGUGUGAUAGGUGCGGAACAUUUUUCAAUUAUGAAUGGUUCGCUACUGGUACAGUGGACUGUUCCAGGUUUACUGUGUGUCAAAGUUAUGGUCUAUGGGUCAAUCUAGGAAAUGCUUCCUCCUUGAGUUAAAAAAUACUCAUGCACAUUAUGUUCUGCUGAACUUGUAAAUGCUUUGUUACGUUCAGUCAACCAAUAUAUACGAAUUAUUUACAUUAUUGACCCCAUCCAUUGACUUUUUAAGGUUUAAUGUUUACAUUUUAUAAUAUUCAGUGUUUGUAAUUGCAACAGAAACAACAUACCACAGUAUUGCAUUUAUUGGGUCAACGAAUUUUAACGUUUUCUUUUGUUUCACGUUGUAAACUGUUCAACAUCCUGUAAAAACGUUUCAUACCUGCUGAAUUUAUGAAAACUAGCAUUUCAAACAUGGAAAAAUGCUGGCUGCUGUAUUAACUGUAUAUAUCAUGUUUUUGUAAGGCAUAUUGACAGUAUUUUAUGUCAGCAACAUGUUUUGCUAUGCAAUAAACUCUGUUGUUUCCAAGGCAA